CACCCACUGACUGCCAGCAUGAGGCCCCUGCUGCUGCUGCUGCUGCUUCUUCCACUGCUCGCCUUGAUCGCCCGGGCCAAGCACUUCCUUCCUCUGGACUGCGCCGCCAUCCACAAGCGUAACACCAGCAACCCCAGCGGCGUGUACACCACCUACCCGGCAGGGCCCUUGUCCCCGCUGCGCGUCUACUGUGACAUGGAGAGCGGUGGUGGGGGCUGGACAGUGUUCCAGCGCCGACUCGACGGCUCGGUCAAUUUCCUCCGGCCCUGGGACACCUACCGGGCCGGGUUCGGCAGCGCCGACGGCGAAUUCUGGCUAGGCCUGGAAAACGUGUUGCUGCUGACCAUGCGGACACAGAACGAGCUGCGCGUCGACAUGGAGGACUGGGCGGGGAACCGGGCGCACGCCCACUACGCCACCUUCUCCCUCGAGCCUGAAGCGGCCGGCUACGAGCUGUCCCUGGGGCACUUUAUGGACGGGGAGGCAGGGGACGCUAUGAAGGGCCAUAAUGGCAUGAAGUUCACGACCAUUGACAAGGACCAGGACCGCUGGGAGAAGAACUGUGCCGCCAAUUACAUGGGCGCAUUCUGGUACAACAGCUGCCACACAGCAAACCCUAAUGGAUUAUAUAUACCAAAAUCCAAUUCACCAUAUGGAUCAGUGUACAACAGCUGGCAAACCUGGAAAGGGAACGGAUACUCUUUGAAAAGCAUCUCCAUGAUGAUGAGACCCGUAUCUCACUGUUCUCACACAACUGAUUUUUAAAGGUUGGCCUGUAUCAUACCUGUUGAUUUAUAACUGUCAUGACACGAUUUGUGAAACUUUUUUAAACAUAAAAACAAAUGUGUUGUAUGUGUGUAAAUCACCCGCGUUUUAUACUUCAUAGUUCAGACCACAUCAGCUGUCCUCCUACUCAUCUCUCAAUUCCCCUCAGAAUCUUUGCAGGCAAUAUUGGCAUUCGCCUUACAUUUCCCAAAUUUACUCAACAUCCACAACAUGGUAAAAUAACAAACGAGUUUCAAAAAUAGGCUAAUCAUGACGACAUGACCUGCAUCCUGUAAUGACUAUAAACGGAGCACCUAUUGCUUGUUUGGCUACGCUGCCGGGGCCACGUAUGAGCCAGUUUUCCCCUGAGGUCUUGGAUGUGUGUUUGUCUGACAACCAGGGUGAAAUUUCAGACCCUUCUGGUAAACAUUAACACUUGUUUAUGGCUUUAAGCCCGACAAACAGACAGAUGCAGACUCUGCUAACUUUCCACCGUCAGCCUUUGGGUAGAACUCACGGAGGAGGAGUCCAUACCAAAUGGAAUGGGGGGGUGCGGGCAGAGGUUGGGAUACAGGUCUUGCUGAUACAGAUAAGUGAUGCACCCCCCUUCUGGUGUCCUACAUGGACUUGACACACUUUCUGGGAGAGGAGAGCAGCGCUAUUUACAGAUACACUACUCCUUGCCAGGGUUGCAUUCCUUCAUGAAACACACAGUGAGGCAAGAAAACUGGGUCCCAACAUUCAGAUUUCAUUCAGUAAUUCACUCUAGAACUGAAUGGCCAUGAUGAUCUGAAAACAUGAAGAAACUUGAAAAUAAGGAAAUAGUAUGUAUCCAUAUUCGCGGCGGUAUGUGGUAGCAGUCACGUCACUAAUUCUCCCACAACUGCCAACUACCGGUGCACUGUGAUAAAAUAUCUCCAUAAGAGCAGAGUAAAUGCAGUAAACUACAUUGUACAGGUCUCACUACCAGUGAGAAUUACAAUCAGACAUAUUGGCAUUCCAGACAGAAUUUAGUAAGGCUUUUUUCCUUUCUGUCUGAAUUUGUUUUUUUGCCCCAGGGCCCUCCAAAAGUCAGAAAGUGGUGCCGCUUACCUGCCAAAGUGUAAUCCAUAUCAAAGCCAAAGGACUUGAUCUUCUCCAUCGCCAAACUUCUGUUCACAAAAACCCUGAGGAAGUAAACAAUUAUUGUCAUCAGGCAUUGGUCUUGUGGACUAGUCAGUGAAUGAACACAAUGAUGAUAAGCGAUUCCAUUUCACUUUUUUUUACAAUCAAAUGACUUGCACAUCGAUUACCACAAACUGGGACAUUAGGUAUUGGGUUUGACAAUAUUUCAUUAUGCUAUUGACUGUAUUACUACCUCCAUUUCAACAAUUCUGGAACUAUUGCCUGACAGAUCAUUCUUUUAAUCGAGCCCACUUAACCCAAAGUUGCACUGCACAGUGUUUUUUCCAAGAUAAUUUCCUGGAUACAAAAGCCAAGUUCGAAGUUAUGAAAAAGGCUUACUUUUUUUUCUCCAUCUUAUGUACGUAUUCAGAUGUAAGUAUAUGGCAACAUUCGUGUAGUUAGAAAGGGCAAGUCCAGUAAAUAAGUUAAAGGUUUGUUAUGAUGUUCAGUCAAGGCCAACAAAAUGGAAUAUUGCUUCAUCCA
Molecule: messenger RNA, 2412 nt
Organism: Alosa sapidissima (American shad)
Lineage: Eukaryota; Metazoa; Chordata; Actinopteri; Clupeiformes; Clupeidae
Product: microfibril-associated glycoprotein 4-like
Exons: 1
Coding region: 19-765 (248 amino acids)
Biological process (GO): elastic fiber assembly
Source: RefSeq, a predicted model, not a curated record